AUGGGCUGCUGUACGUCUUCGAAAUCUUCCAGGCAAAAAUCACACAAAGCUGAAAAAAGCGAGAAAAAUGAGCUGCCAAUCAGCCCAAGCAAUUUUGUGCAGCUGAUUAAAGGCAAAGUUACGGAUCGAUACCAGCUAGGGAAAAUACUUGGAGAUGGAGGAUUUGGACAAGUUAAGCUGGGCAUGCAAAAAGAAACGCAGAUCGAGCGAGCAAUAAAGUUCAUACCCGUCGAAGCCACUGAUGACGCCAAAAUCAGCAAGAUGAUGGAAGAAGUGAACAUAUUGAAAAAGCUAGAUCAUCCAAAUAUUAUCAAAGUUUUUGAGGUGUACCAAGACACUCGAUAUUUGUGCAUUGUCACUGAGCUAUGCACUGGAGGAGAAUUAUUUGAUAGAAUAAAAGAAGCUAACCCUAAGGUAAAUCUUCUGGGUCUACUGGCUCUACAGUUCUACCUGGUAGUCCGGCUUUACCUGGCUCUACUGGUUCGACCUGGCAGGCGGGUCUAUCUGGCUCUACUGUCUUUACCUCAAGUUAUAUAGGGAUUUUAAAGCAUACUAAUAGUGUUUAAUAAUUUGAACUAUCUAAAAUUAAUAAAAAAAUGAAUAUCUUCAAUUAAAAUACUUUAUUUACUUGGCUUGCACAUUGCUUUUAAAAUUACUCCAUAGUUUUAUAAUAGAUGAUCUUAUUAGUUUAUUAAACAGUAAGAUAUAUAAUGACAAACAAUAAAAUUAAAGGGAAUUUUAGUUAUUAAUUUAUGCCUUCUUUUAAACUUAGAAAAAAAUAAGACGUAUAAAAACUAAAUUAUAUAUAAAUUAUACGGAUUAUUUGAUAUAUUACUAAGUUUGCCAUUAAUAAAUAAAUUUAAAAUUCUUAUUUAAAAUUAUAUUAGGAAUUAAUUUAAAAAUAAUCCAGUUAGCAUAGGAGGUAUAUAUUCUUUUUCGAUUCAUAUUUUAUUAAGAAUUUAUUUUUUAGUUAAUUCAGUUGAAAUUUCAAUAUUAUUUUCUAAUUAUGAAAUUAAAAAUUAUUUCAAUUCCUCAUCUCUUACUUCCCUUCAAAUUCUGCCUUUCUAUUUUAGUUAUAUUAGUAAUAUUGCAAUAUUUAAACUAAUGAUUAGCAUGCUAACAUAUUAAACCAUUUUAUAAUAUAGAAAUAUCUAUCAAUAUAGAUUACUUCUCUGAAAAUGUUAAAAUUGAUGAUAUUUUAAAGAAGCAGAACGGUGCUUAGAAAAUAAGGGAUUAAUUAAUCCUUUUAAUUAACAAAUCAAAAUUAUUUAGAGAGCUUAUGAGUAUGUAUAUUGUUUAAAAUAUUGUAUCCAUUGCUAGAUUUUAAAGAAUUAAUCAAAUUUUGGUUCAAAAUUCAAAAUAAACCUCUUCUUUUAUAUGACUAUAAUUUCCUUCUAAACCUUUAUAUCUUUUUUUUCUAAUAAUUUAAAAAAUAUUUACAAAGUGCAUCAUUUUAAAUAUUUUAAAAUGCCAUUUGAUGAUAAAAUAACUUCAUUUUAUGAUUGAUUGCAAUAUAUAGAUUUUUGAUGGAAUCAUAUCAAUUUAUUAUUAUUUUUGUUUACUAUAUAAUGAUAAAAUUAUGAUUUAUUUUGAUGAUUAAAUGCUUUUCACAAUUUAUCAGUAGUUUAUUACUCUAUAAAUCGCUGAAUUACGUUGUAGACUUUACAAAAUCAUAUAAAUUGAGAGUAAGUCUUUUUUAGAGUAUUAUUCUCUCCAAAUAUUUUUAUCAAAAGUCAUUACAUUUUUAUCUAAUAUAUCAUUGUGGAAUUAAUUAAAUUGUUACUUCAAAAACAUAGGAAAUUAGUUUUGAUAGAAUCGAGUACCAGGUAGAGCCAACAGAGCAAGUAAAGCCAGAUAGAGCAGGAGAGCCAGUCCAACUGGACUGCUAAGUAGAGCAAGACUGCUAGAUUGCCCAGGUAGAGCUGGAUUCUCAGACUAUCGGUAAAGUCAGACUGCCUAGGUAGAGCCAGCUGCUAUUAGAGACAGUUAGAAACAUUCAGGUUUGACCGAACCCUUUUACCGAAAACCAAGCAGCGCGUUAUAUGCUUGAUAUGGUAAGUGCUGUUAAAUAUUGCCAUGAGGCUGGGAUUGUGCAUAGAGAUUUGAAACCUGAAAAUUUGCUAUUAGAAAAUAAAAAGCCAGAUGCAAGGUUAAAAUUGAUUGACUUCGGGACUUCGAAACAUUUUGAGCCGAAAGAGAAAAUGAAGCAUUUUAUUGGGACUUCUUAUUAUGUAGCGCCUGAAGUGAUUAGUGGGAGUUAUGACAGUAAAUGCGAUGUUUGGAGCUUAGGAGUGAUCUUAUAUAUUAUGCUCUCAGGGUAUCCUCCUUUUAACGGUCGCUCUGAUGAAGAAAUUUAUAAAAAGAUCCAAAAAGCCCCGCUAUCAUUUAGAUCCACAAAUGGAAAUUGAAAUAAUGUAGCAAAGGAAACAAAAGAUUUCAUUAAGCUUCUCCUUACUAAAGAUCCUGCUAACUCCUUCCUUCGCGAGCGAACAAAAAAUUUGAAAAAUCCCUAAAAGCCCACCCUCCAUGAGCGAAAAAUGUUUUAUGAAAAAUUUUUGAUAUAUAUUUGAUAAUUAUUAUAUUGAAAUCUCUAGCUCAAUUUUUGCGAAUAUUUUUACUAUAAAAUUCAUAUAUAAAUGUUUUAAAAAUGACCCCUCCGAGAGUGAACAUAUAUUUUUUAUUCGCUCACUGAGGGGGAGUAAGCGUCCAGAUAUUACUGAAGUGUAUAAUAACGAUUGACUCCAAAGCCGGGCUAAUAAUAGAGUCGAAGACAUUCCAGUCUCAAAAGAAUCGCUUGAACUGCUUUCAUCAUUUAACACUCAAAGCAAGCUUCAAAGAGCAACGAUGACUUUUAUUGCUUCACAGCUGGUUUCGAAUGAUGAAAUUGCUCAUCUUCGUGACACCUUUCAAAGUCUUGACGAAAAUGGGGAUGGCAAACUAAGCACGAGCGAGCUUAAAAAUGGGUUUUCGAAGCUUCCUGGCCAUAUAAAUAUUGAUGUUAAUGAAAUGAUGAAUCAGCUAGACGCAGAUGGGAAUGGAUUCAUAUAGUAAUUGCCCGAGGAUGGCGCUAUCUUGCGCCAUCCUCGGGCAAUUCAAAAAUGGCCCCACACUGGGAAUUGAACCCACAUGUGGGGCCAUUUUUGGUUAGUGGAGAACAUCGACUUCCACGCACCAAAAAUGGCCCCACACAUGAGUUCGAUUCCCGGUGUGGGGCCAUUUUUUAAAUUGCCCGAGGAUGGCGCAAGAUAGCGCCAUCCUCGGGCAAUUAGAAUAGAUUAUACUGAAUUUUUGACGGCCGCUAUUAAUUGAAGUAAAACACUGAAUAAAGAAAGGCUGCUUGCAGCCUUUAAACACUUUGAUAAGGAUGGGAGUGGGAAAAUUUCAUUAGAAGAGCUCAGAGAAGCACUUGGAGGGAAUGAAGAUAGCGACCAUGUAUUUUUAGCAAUGCUUGCAGAUGCAGAUUUAAGAUUAAGAUUACGUUGGGUAUUUAAAGUCCCCACUUCGUCCGAGGAAGCAUUCUACAGUUUCCCGUAUGGUGGCAGAGCGUUCACCAAGCCCGGGCCGAAACCCCCGGUUUCUCGGUAGAGGUGAAGGUCAAGGGACGUGUCAUACCGUCUUUGGUGACCGCCUCAAUUUCCAACUUGGAUCGUCGCCUAAGUUUACGCCAACACUGCCGCGUCGUCCGCCAGAUCUGCCCAUUGAAGGGCACCUUUUUAACUGGAGAGACUCCCGUUUAGUUGUCUAACUCGCCUUCCCUCUCUUUUCCGGUCAUCCCGAGAAAGAACUCAACAGCUUUCGCCAUUCAGGGCGAGCCACAAAAGCAGCUUAGGCAGGUAAGUCGCCCUGCCUCAUUUCGGGCACUCACUGGGAUGAGCGCUGCUGGCAAAAAGAAGUCACGAAUAACUGCCCAUGGGUCUGAUCACAAAAACAGCGGCCUUCGUGCUUAGACCUCUCGCUUUGAGGUCGCAAACAUUGCUGGGCCAACUCCUGGCUCCAAAAACCAUGCCGGAUAUACACGGGUAACCACCACUGAGAGGGUGGGUCGGUCGCCGUUCGCCAUUUUAUGCAUAUCUUGCAGAUGCAGAUAAAAACGGUGAUGGAGAGAUCGAUCUUGAAGAAUUCACUCAGGUGAUGAUCUCCAAAGUUGAAAAUAAGCCUCAUAAAAAUAGGAUCUAA
Messenger RNA from Blepharisma stoltei, 4176 nucleotides. Lineage: Eukaryota; Ciliophora; Heterotrichea; Heterotrichida; Blepharismidae. The record is from the annotation of a GenBank genome assembly.